AUGGCGGAAAUUAAAACGGGCAUUUUUGCCAAAAAUGUCCAGAAAAGGAUCAGUCGAGCUCAGGAAAAGGUGCUGCAGAAAUUGGGGAAGGCAGACGAGACAAAAGAUGAACAGUUUGAGCAAGCUGUUAUUAACUUCAAGAGACAGGAGUUUGAGGGUGGCCGGUUGCAGAGGGAGAUGAAGGCUUAUAUUGCCGCUGUAAAAGCCAUGCAGCAGGCCUCUAUGAAUCUGACAGAGUCGCUCCAUGAGGUGUAUGAGCCAGAUUGGCAUGGGAAGGAUGACGUCAUGACCAUCGGGAAGAACUGUGAUGAAUUGUGGGAGGAUUUUCAUCAGAGGCUUGUGGACUCCACCAUCCAAGCACUGGAGAACUACCUUAUACAAUUCCCAGACCUCAAGGUGCGUGUAUCAAAGAGAGCCAGAAAACUGAUUGACUACGACAGCGCAAGGCACCAUCUGGAGACCUUGCAGACAGUGAAAGGAAGUGAGAGGAAGAUCAUGAAGGCGGAGGAUGACUUGAAGAAGGCGCAGAAGGUGUUUGACGAUCUCAAUGUCGGCCUGCAAGAUGAGCUGCCCGGUCUCUGGGACAGCCGAGUUGGAUUCUAUGUGGACACAUUCAAGAGCGUCACCAGCUUGGAGGCCAAAUUCCAUAGAGACAUAUCAAUGCUCUGUCACAAGCUAUAUGAGGUGAUGAACAGACUGGCUGAACAGCAUGCUGACAAAAUGUUCACAAUCCAAGGAGCACCCAGGUAAAUGCUUGACUCGGGUCCACUGAGGCUGGCUCGAACUCCAACCCCUCCGGACGAUUCUCCUCCGGAGAGUCCUGAUGCGGCCCCGAACCACAUGCUGAGGCCCACCUCUCCUGGCCCGCCCAGGCCCAAAUCUCCCUCACAGGCAAAGGGACCUCCUGUGCGACCUCCACCAAUGUCCACUCCCAGCAAGGACAUGCAGCCGGAGCAGAUCAUAGACCUGUUUGACAGCGCCUUCCCAGUGUCCACACCCUCCACACAGCCAAAUGAAAGACCUGGCGAAUCUCUGCUAGACUUGGACUUCGAUCCGUUCCCCAGCACUGCCCAGCCCAUCGGACAGUCCGCGUCCCCUAUGACUCAGAAUUUAUCCUGGGAUCUAUGGUCGGGAAACGCAGCAGCUGCAGAACCCGCUGCUGACGUGGGCUUCACCGUCGACUGGAGUGCCAACUUCGCCGCCGCCUCAACCACAGAGACCGCAGAGGCACCCGCCGCCGCCGCCGCCGCCGCCCCCGCCGCUGCAGCCCCUGCGGCCGACGGAUGGCCCCCGGCUAGCGGCUGGGCCGCAGAGGCAGCGCAGCCUCCGGUGGAGCCGGCCGGAGACGAGGUUAGAGGCCAGGGCCCGAGCGAGCAAACCCCCGAGUCCAACCCCUGUGAUGUGGUGCAGAGCCAAGCUGAGCUGGCGCAGCAGCAGCAGCAGCAGCAGGAGCAGGCUCUGGGACAGGGGCAAGAGGGAAUGGGAGCGGGCUGGGCCCCAGAGCAGGCUGGGUGGGGGUGGGGGGAUCAGCAGCAGCAGGCAGCAACUGAGGAGGGAGUGUUAGGGGAGGCAGAGGGGGAGGGCGCUGUGCCAGGCAUUGUUUUCACCAACGAGUAUGGUCAGGAGGUCCAGGAGGGCGGGGAGCAGGGCAGGAGCAGCCAGAUGGAGGGGUCCGAUGGGUACGAGACGGCGGAGGAGUGGGGAGAUGCUCCUGGAGGCUAUGUGAGCGCUGACGAUGAGCUGGCAGCUAGCACGGAGCAGGGGGCCGUCGCCGAGCCCCCCGCAGAGCAGGUGCCUGCCGACGCUGCCAUCAGCAGCAGCAGCGGUCAGGAGGGCUUCGCCGAUUGGGGUGCAGGCGACGCGGCUACCGGCUUUCCAGAGCAGGUCCCGGCAGCUGAUGCAGGUGCCAGUGGAGAGGGUUUCGCGGUGCAGUGGGACCAACCAGCCACCACCGAGCUGGUGUCUCAGGAACCCAGUAGCAUGUCGCCGCCUGACACCCCCAAGGCUGUGCCGGACUCUGAGUCUGCAGCAGCUUCUGAUCCAUUCGGAACUGAUGCUGACCCCUUUGGCACAGAUAACGACCCUUUUGGCACAGGAAAGGACCCAUUUGCCUCCGCGGAGGACCCUUUCGGUACCUCUGAAACGGAUCCGUUUGGAUCCUCUGACAAAGACCCUUUUGCCGGCUCGGAGCAGGAUCUGUUCGCCAACCAAGCAGACGACACCCAGGUGCCAGCCGACGGGCAGGCCAUGGGGUUCCCCUCCGACCCGUUCGCCGAGAGCACCGAGCAGGGCAGCGCAGCUGACGGCGGCUGGGCCACAGACCCCUUCGCCGACACCAAUGCCCAAGGAUGGGCUGCAGGCGCGGAAUCAGCAAGCGGCGAGGAGGCUAAGGACUCAGCGCAGUGGGCUGCCUUCGCCAACCCUUCCGCCACCGCAGAGGCCGACUCGUCGAGCAAGGGCUCCUGGCAGGAGGUGAGUGACAGCAGCGGCUUCUUCUCCAACGACGGACAGGGCGACUUCACGGCAGGCUGGGCAGGCGACGCCAGCAGCAGUGGCACUAGCGGUGGGGGUGGGGGUGGGGGUGGAGGCGCGAGCCAACCACAGGAUUUUUUCGCCGCCUUCCCCAGCCCCACUGAGCCACUGGGGGCCAAAGCCCCCGAAGCAGACGGAGUCCCUUCACCCAGAGAGCCAGAGAACUCAGAUCUCUCUGAAGACGAGGUUGCAAACCGGAGAUACGGAAAGUUGUACCAAGAAAUAGAUACAGAGAAAGACGAGGUGUCCAACAGUGCAUUUAAUGGAUUUCCUCAGACGGACGCCUCUGUCCCUGCCUUUGCUGCAGACUUUGAGAAAAUGGACGCAGCGGAGGCUGUGGAGGCCCCUGUUGCCACGGAGACGCCUGCUGCAGAGGUGGCAGCCGAGGGGGUUGAGGGACAGGUCACGACCCCGCCUGCCUCUGCUGAGGCUGCUGAGGCCCCCGAAACCACAGCAACCAGCCCACCGGGAGAGAAAGCACCUACGCCAGCAGAGUCUCCAGUGUCUGCUGGCAAUGUGGACGCUUUCCAGACUGAGGAGUCGGCUGCAGUGCCAGAGGCAGGGAAGGAGUCCCCCACUGCGGAGGCUCCGGCCUCUGCUGAGGACAAGGGGUCUCCUAUUGACGAGGCUCCGGCUGAGGCGGCCCAGCCUGAUGGCGAGGGUGGGGGCAGCGACGGAGCGGAGCAGAAGGCCCCGGUGGAGGAGGCGGCCAGUGCUGCCCAGCCCGCGCCCGCGCCAGCUCCAGCACAGGGGGCGGCAGACAGUGUGUCUGAGGAGGAGAAGAUGCCUAUUCCCUCUGUGGUCAUUGAGCCGGCAUCCAGCAACGAGGGAGAUGAUGACCGCGACGUGGAUAUCUUGUCUCCCACCACCACCAGCGACAAUGGGGUGGCUCCCACAUCCUCUGGGGCGGCAGGCAUGCCAGCUGGCUUCCUCUAUAAGGUGGAGGCGUUGCAUGACUUUGAUGCAGAAAACACAGACGAGCUCAACCUGAAGCAGGGAGACAUGGUCUUAGUGAUUCCAACAGUCCAGGCGGAGGAUCAGGAUGCUGGCUGGCUCACGGGCAUGCGAGAGGUUGACUGGCUUCAGCAGGGUGCCUCAGCUAAAACAGGACUGUUCCCUGAUAACUUUUGCCAGCGUGUGGAUUAGUGGUCC
Engraulis encrasicolus (European anchovy) is the source of this 3684-nucleotide messenger RNA. It is a transcript of the gene amph, whose product is annotated as amphiphysin. Gene Ontology annotation, biological process: synaptic vesicle endocytosis. Gene Ontology annotation, molecular function: phospholipid binding; protein binding. The transcript has 25 exons. Gene Ontology annotation, cellular component: plasma membrane; synaptic vesicle; cytoplasm. Lineage: Eukaryota; Metazoa; Chordata; Actinopteri; Clupeiformes; Engraulidae. The record is from RefSeq and is a predicted model, not a curated record.